AUGAAGAGAGGAUUCGCUAUUUUAGAUGAUGAACCUGAAUCUGAGAUUGAGUUUCAGCAUCUGCUUGUUUCGAAUUAUCAUCUUGAAGAUGACGAUGAGGAACCUGUGUCUUUUUCUGUUUUGCCGAUUCAAUGGAGUGAUUCCGAGGUUUCUAAUGUUGAUGAUGACAAAAGAGGGAAGAUAUUCCUACACGGAUCUUCUGAUAGUGGACUGCAGAAGAUUUUCAUGCAGGUUACUGCUUGGAAGUUUGAUAUUUCUGGUUUGAAACCUGAGGUGUUGUUGCUAUCAAAGGAUGAAAGGUGGAUCAAGCUUCAGAAACCAAGGAAAAGCUUUCAGGAAACUGUUAAAACUGUUUUAAUUACGCUUUACUUUCUUCACUGUGUUAAGAAAAAACCUCGAUUAUCUACUGUGUCUUUUUGGAGUAACUUGUGUAAGGAUAGAGAUUUGAGCUCUUAUGGGUUUAAACCUUCACACAAGGAUUUACUGGAUCAUAUGCCUUUGAUUGGUGAAGCUACCAGAAGAGAUGUUGUCUUGGCUCGGUCUAAGCUUUUGCUCACAGUUUUAGGGGACAAGCCAGAGUAUCAAAAACAAUCUUAUGAGGAAUUUGAAGAUUUGUCACAAACUGGGUUUAGAGAGGAUGAUACUGACAAUGACAUCAUCAAAGAAACUGACGAAGACUCAAAAUUAGAGGAUGAUUUGUUUGAUUCUGUUUGUGCAAUGUGUGACAAUGGUGGUAAUCUUAUAAUGUGUGAUGGAGCAUGCAUGAGGUCAUUUCAUGCUACUAAAGCGGAUGGUAGGGAAUCUCUGUGUGAUUCUCUUGGUUUUACAAAGAAGCAAGUUGAUGAUAUUGAGACAUUUUAUUGUAAAAAUUGCGAGUAUCGUCAGCAUCAAUGCUUUGCAUGUGGUGAGCUGGGUUCUUCUGAUGAAGCUAAGGGUGCCGAGGUCAUUAAAUGUGCUUCUGAAACAUGUGACCGUUUCUACCAUCCACAUUGUGUCGCAAAGUUACUUCCCCCUGAGAAACAUAUUGCUGAGGGGAAACCCUUUACAUGUCCAAUUCAUUUUUGUUGUGUCUGUAAAGGAUUGGAGAAUAAGAUGGAACAUGAGUUGCAAUUUGGAAUUUGUAACCGAUGUCCAAAGUCAUAUCAUCGCAAAUGUUUGCCAAUAGGGAUUGCUUUUGACAUCAAAGGUGUUCAAACAAGGGCUUGGGAAGGUCUUUUGCCAAACAAUCGCAUUCUUAUAUAUUGCUUAAAUCAUGAGAUCAUUGAUGAGCUUGGGACUCCUGCAAGAGAUCAUGUGAAAUUCCCUGACAUUGGAGCUAGUGUUCUUGAAAAUAAUAUUUCUAAUAAGAGAAUGAAGCCUACAACUAAAGAGAGAGUUAUGUUGGAGAACAAUGUUAAAUCAUCUGGGAAGAGAACUGCAAAUCACAAGAUCAAUGAUAAGCUUGAAACUCAUGUAAGAAAUCAUAUAAAAUUCCCCGAUGCUAAAGCUAGUGUAAGGGAAAUUAAUACUUCUAGUAAGAGGUUGAAACCUACAACUGAAGAGAGAGUUAUAUUGGAGAACAAUGUUGGUUUUGAUGAAUCAUUUGGGAAGAGCACUGCAGCAGGAUCUAAAGCAACUAACGGGAGAGUUGCAUUGGAGAAUAAUGUUGACUUGUUUAAAUCAUCUGGGGAGAGCACUGCAGCAGCAUCUAAAGUGACUGGAAAAUUGCCUUCAAAUAAACCAAAAUCAAAUGAAACAUCCGGAAGGGUUUUGACUAAAAGUAAGAAGUCGGUCUCCGACCUAACUGGUCAGAAAUUGAAUGCUUCUAUGAGUAUUAAACCAACCCAGCAUGACAAUCACGUCGAUAAUGCAGAUAAUGAAACUCUGUCAAUCAAGCCUGUAAGAAAUAUAUUGCCUCCAGCUUCUAUGAGUAAAGGUUUAAAACAAAGCAAGCAGCUUGAUGAUGCAGAUAAUCAAACCCUGUCAAUCAAGCCUAUUAGAAGUGUAUUGUCUCCACUGGGUGCCGAUUCAGAGAAAGGUUUGGUGGAUUCAUUUAAAGAAGCCAGAUCCUCAAUAUUGUUGGAGGGUGUCGUAGGAAAGCAAAAGUUGGGAGAUAUUGAGGACAAGCUGGUGCUGAAUCAUGAUCUCCCAGAGUCAACUGAUAUUCAAGAAGAACAAGUAUGUAUAAAUGAAAGUCAGAAAAGAAGCUCCCAGCUUGGUAGUCUUGACGGGAAGAGUGAUAAGAGACAGGAGUUUAAGCUUAACCAGUCUUGGAAGACAUCUGGGAAGAGAAAACAAAUCAAGAAAAACGAUAGAAGACUGGGUGUGUCCUCACAAUUGUUCAAAAAAGAAGGUGCGGUCUCAAAAGCCAAAACCAAAACACAGCCUUUAAAAGAAGGGUCUAGCCAUCGGAGGAAAACUCGUAGUGAGACUAAAAGUUUCCAGACUCCUGAACGUGUUGUGCCCGCAGGUUUUGCAGCUGGUCCUAAUUAUGAAUAUUCACUCCACCAUUCAGCAGGUUGGCUUGAUGAGUAG
This is a messenger RNA of Lathyrus sativus (Indian pea), 2514 nucleotides long. The record is from the annotation of a GenBank genome assembly. Lineage: Eukaryota; Viridiplantae; Streptophyta; Magnoliopsida; Fabales; Fabaceae.